CUACGAAAGAGUCCGUAUUAGGAUUCGAAUUCUCCGGGAGAGACGCUGACGGUCGUCGCGUGAUGGGCAUAGUUGAAGCUAAAGGAUUAGCCACCACUGUGGUAGCGGAUAUAAAUUUUCUUUGGGAGGUACCCGACAAGUGGACCUUGGAACAAGCAGCAACGAUCCCGAUUGCUUACGCAACUAGUUAUGCUCUAUUUGUACGGGGUCGAUUAGAACCAGGCGAAAGCGUAUUAAUCCACUCUGGUACAGGCGGUGUCGGUCAAGCAGCGAUUUCCAUUGCUUUGCAUACUGGUUGUAACGUCUUCACUACCGUGGGUACGCCAGAAAAAAGAGAAUAUCUCAAAAAAGUUUUCCCGCAGUCAAACGACAGGCACAUCGGCAAUUCUCGAGACACUAAUUUUGAACAGUUGAUACGCGUUGAGACACAAGGACGUGGAGUCGACGUCGUACUGAAUUCACUUGCAGAAGAAAAAUUGAAAGCCGGCAUUCGGUGCCUCGCGUACAAUGGCCGUUUUGUUGAAAUCGGCAAGUAUGAUUUGUCGAAUGACAGCCGUAUAGGAAUGUCAAUGUUUUUGAAAAAUACAUCUUUCCAUGGUGUACUGUUGGAUAUAUUAUUCGGAGAAGAUGUUGACGAAAAAAAAACGAUAAAAAAGGAACUGGUAAAACUCGUUUCGGAGAGAAUCAAGAAUGGCGCGGUACGUCCGCUCCAAGCAACGAUCUUUUCAGAUCAACAGCUUGAGGAGGGAUUCAGAUUCAUGGCGACGGGCAAUCACAUUGGCAAAGUGCUACUGAAAAUCCGUGAUGAAGAACCGAAGAAGCGCGUACCAAUGCCGAAGACAGUAACCGCAAUUCGGCGUACUUAUUUAAAUCCGGAAAAAUCAUACGUCUUAGUCGGCGGUCUCGGUGGUUUCGGCCUGGAACUGGCCGACUGGCUGAUCAGCCGCGGCGCCAAAUUCAUCGUUCUCGUAUCGCGCUCAGGCAUACGCACCGGUUAUCAAGACUUACAGGUGCGUCGCUGGCGCGAAAACGGCAAAAUAAUCGUCAUUUUUACGGAGAAUGUUACGACAUUAUCCGGUACUCAACACUUAAUUGAAGAAAGCAACCGGUUGGCUCCUAUUGGGGGCAUAUUCAAUUUGGCAGCCGUCCUACGUGACGCUCUCAUCGAAAACCUGGAAGAAGCCGAUUUCAAAACGGUUAUUUUACCAAAAAUCAACGUUACAAGAAAUUUAGACGCGGUAUCGAGAAAGCUCUGCCUAUCGCUAGAUUAUUUUGUGGUAUUUUCGUCUCUAUCGAGCGGUCGCGGCAAUAAGGGUCAAACCAACUACGGUUUUGCAAACUCGGCCAUGGAGAGAAUAAUGGAAGAGAGGCAGGCUAAUGGCUUACCUGGUCUCGCCAUCCAAUGGGGUGCCAUCGGAGACGUUGGCUUAAUCAUGGAAAUGAUGGGAGGUAACGUCGCCGAGGUGAGCGGUAGUAUACAUCAACGAAUAUCGAGUUGUCUCGCAACGAUGGAUAUAUUCCUUCAACAACCGUAUCCGGUGCUGGCUUCUUCGGUAUUAGCUGAAAAAUAUAAAUCCGACAAUGGCAACAAGACCAAUCUCAUCGCAACCGUUACUAAUAUCUUAGGCAUUAAAGAUGUUGAUUCGAUUAAUCCCAAUAAUACCUUGGCCGACUUGGGAAUGGAUUCGUUAAUGGACACGGAGAUAAAACAGACUCUUGAAAGAAAUUACGAUAUCGUAUUAUCGGCGCAAAAGAUUCGUGCCUUAACCAUCGGUACACUGCAAAAAUUAUCUAAUUGAUAGCAAUAGUUUAGAGUAGUAAUAUGCAGCAUAUCAAUUAGAUAAUUCUUGCAAUG
Molecule: messenger RNA, 1855 nt
Organism: Solenopsis invicta (red fire ant)
Lineage: Eukaryota; Metazoa; Arthropoda; Insecta; Hymenoptera; Formicidae
Product: fatty acid synthase-like
Biological process (GO): fatty acid biosynthetic process
Molecular function (GO): phosphopantetheine binding; oxidoreductase activity; fatty acid synthase activity
Source: RefSeq, a predicted model, not a curated record